UUGAAGUUUAGCGCCGCGGAGAGCAGCAGCAGCAGACAGACAGACAGACGUAAGGGAGGCGGACAGGCAGACGUGAGGGGGACGGACAGAGACAGACAGCCUGAAGAAGCAUCGACUCAACGACCUUCUGUCCUGGGAUGCCAGCAGCGGGAGGACCGGCAGAAAGGAGGCACAGCCCGGAUCAGUGCAGGAUGUAUGAGGACCUGAUCGAAGACUUCUGCGGUCUGGAGCAUCAGGUGUCUCCAGGGGGCGGAGGGUGUGAAGGGGGGCGUGUCCCCGAACCUGACAUGGUGGAGUCCAGUCUGAGCGUGGGUCAGUUCGUGCUCUGUCGUUGGUCAGAUGGACUGUACUACCUGGGAAAGAUCCAACGGGUGAGUCCCCCUAGGCAGAGCUGCUUUGUCACUUUUGAGGACAACUCCAAGUUCUGGGUCCUCUGGAAGGACAUCCAGCACGCUGGAGUACCGGGGGAGGAGCCUCGCUGCUCUAUGUGCCAGGAGGUGGACCCAAACUCCAACACCCAAUCAAACCAGAUCCUGAUCUGUGGGAAGUGUGGGAUCGGUUUCCACCAGCAGUGUCACAUUCCUCCAGUAGAGGGCAGCGGCGCCCUGACUCCGUGGUUCUGCAGACGCUGCGUCUUUGCUCUGGCGGUCCGGAAGGGCGGGGCUCUGAGGAAAGGUGUGAUAGCCAAAGCCCUGAGUGUGAUGAAACAGGUGCUUCCGUACGAGCUGGAGGCCCUGGACUGGGACUCGCAGCACCGGACCAAUCAGCAGCAGUGUUACUGUUACUGCGGCGGCCCUGGAGAGUGGUACCUGAAGAUGCUGCAGUGCUUCAGGUGUCAACAGUGGUUCCAUGAGGCGUGCACUCAGUGCCUGCAGGAAGCAAUGAUGUUUGGAGACAGGUUCUACUUGUUUGUGUGCGCGGUGUGUAAUAAGGGCUCAGAGUGCGUGCGGCGCCUGUCCCUCAGGUGGGUGGACCUGGUCCACCUGGUGCUCUACAACCUGUCCAUCUGCAGCAAGAAGAAGUAUUUUGAACUGGACGAGAUCCUCACCUUCGUCUCCACCCACUGGGACCACUUGCAGCUUGGGAAGCUGUCCAACACCCCCCCAGCAGAGAGGGGGCAGCACCUGCUCGACGCACUCAACAAGUACAAGAGCAAGUUUCUGUGCGGGAAGGAAAUCAAAAAGAGGAAGUGCAUCUUUCGUCUGAGGACCAGGGUCCCUCCUAACCCCCCCUCCAAGCUCUUUCCUGAGCGUGCUCAGAAUGAUGGGGGCGGGGCAAGGAAGAAGACGGCGAGCAGCGGCUCAGCUGAGAGGAGAAAGAGGAAGUCCAAGUGGCUUCUCGAGGAUGCCAUUCCUAAUAACGAGCUGACCUGCAGCUGGACCGCCAACCACCACAUGGCCAACAUUUUUGACUUCACGCUGGAUGAGCUGCAGAGCCUGAAGAGCAGCUCCAGCAGAGCCGUCAGCAUCGAUCAGGACUCCACCGAUGCCUCCACCUCUGGCUCCGCCUCCUCCUACCACUUCAGGAGAAGGAUGGGCAGCAGAAAGAGGAAGUUACCCCGGAACAGCUACAGCCAGUGGGCCAAUCGCAGUGAGGCAGGGGAGGAGCUUGGAGGGGAAGAGCCUUCUGGCAUCAUUGGGGCCCAGGACGCUACAAACCACACCCACCUGACCACAGACUCCUCCCACUUCUUGUCAGACCACUCACCGCUGCCGUCUGACAACUCCCACCUCCACUCCUCCAUCUCCUCUUACUUUGGAGUAGCGGGUAGGCUAACCAAUGGCGAACGCUACCAGGUGUUGGCUCGCCGCAUCACCCCUCAGGGGACGGUCCAGUACUUGCUGGAGUGGGAGGGGACGACCCCUUAUUAGGACGUUAUCAAGGUCCAGGUGGUGUUAGAAGCUUUGAUUCCUUUUCCUCUGCACUUGCUGCUGGUGAGCUGCUUAUUGGUUGAAACCUGAACUGACACUGUGGCCCCGCAACCACCUGGUCUCUCUGUGUCCCCGUUAAACCACCUGGUCUCUCCAUGUCCUCGUUAAACCACCUGGUCUCUCCAUGUCCUCAUUAAACCACCUGGUCUCUCCGUGUCCCCGUUAAACAUGAGGGCUCUCCGUGUCCCUGUUAAACAUUUGGAUCCCCAUUAAACCACCAGGCUCUCUGUGUCCUCAUUAAACCACCUGGGCUCCCCAUGUCCCCGUUAAACAUUUGGGCUGUAUAUCCCCAGCUGGCCGGUGAGUUUUGAGGAAUCAGGAAUCAAAGCUGAACUCGAUCCUGGAAAAAAUAGUUUUUAGUUUAAAAAGUGUUUAAAUGCAGCCAAAGAGACACACAGAGCUCCCGUCUGACUCCUCCCACCUCCACCAUGUUUGCAGCCUCACACACUGAUUAGUUGUUUUCCUGGUUGUAAUGAUGUCACACUGGUGGAGUUCUUCUUUUGCUCUGAUUUGUAAAACACUCAGAGUCCCCCAUGCAGCGCCCCCUGGCUGUCAAACAGCACCCUGCCUCUCUUGCCCCCUCCCUCCCCUGUAGUUUUCAUGUUGUGUACCUGAACAGAAGCACUUAGUCACAUGUUUACCUGCCCCUUCCUCACCUGUGCAGUGUUCUCACUCUAUCACAUGAUCUCACCUGCGGAGCAUCCCAUUUGACGUCUAUGCAAACACCAAAGUGCGCCUGCUGGUGAUCAAUCUGAGCCACCGAUCAGUGUUUCUCCUAGCUUGAAGCUAACGCAGCCCAUAUUUGUGAAUGAGGGAUGCUAAUAGUGCUAACAGUCUCUGAGACGUUAAACUGGCACUGUCACUUUAAGAUAUGCUCUGCUCCUAUUGGCCUGUUAAAUGCUUGUUUUGAUCAUGUGACUGUUUGUUUGCUGUUUUCCUCUCCAGCUGACCAAUCAGC
Pelmatolapia mariae (spotted tilapia) is the source of this 2889-nucleotide messenger RNA. It is a transcript of the gene phf19, whose product is annotated as PHD finger protein 19. Gene Ontology annotation, cellular component: nucleus. Gene Ontology annotation, biological process: regulation of DNA-templated transcription; chromatin organization. The record is from RefSeq and is a predicted model, not a curated record. NCBI's taxonomy places the organism in Eukaryota, Metazoa, Chordata, Actinopteri, Cichliformes, Cichlidae. Gene Ontology annotation, molecular function: chromatin binding; DNA binding. The transcript has 14 exons. Bases 138 to 1871 code for a protein of 577 amino acids.